Messenger RNA from Sphaerodactylus townsendi, 1722 nucleotides. It is a transcript of the gene NANS, whose product is annotated as N-acetylneuraminate synthase. The transcript has 6 exons. Gene Ontology annotation, molecular function: N-acylneuraminate-9-phosphate synthase activity. Bases 134 to 1213 code for a protein of 359 amino acids. The record is from RefSeq and is a predicted model, not a curated record. Lineage: Eukaryota; Metazoa; Chordata; Lepidosauria; Squamata; Sphaerodactylidae. Gene Ontology annotation, biological process: carbohydrate biosynthetic process.
CUCUUGCGCAUGCGCGAAGAGGAAAGCGUUCGACUUGGGUGUCCGUUGGGGAGUUUGGUCGCCGUUUCCGGUCAUUCCCGGCUUCUUCCUGCUCACUCCCCCACCUCUGUCGAUCAGUUAACUGUCGCCCGCGAUGCCGUUAGAGUUUGAAUUAUGUCCGGGCCGGGUGAUCGGCGGAGACCAGCCCUGCUUUAUUAUCGCCGAGAUUGGGCAGAACCACCAGGGAGACCUGGAGAUCGCCAAGCGGAUGAUCCGCGUGGCCAAGGAGUCUGGCGCAGAUUGUGCCAAGUUCCAGAAGAGCGAACUGGAGCACAAGUUCAACAAGAGAGCCUUGGCGAGGCCCUACACGUCCAAGCACUCAUGGGGGCAAACGUACGGAGAGCAUAAGCGCCACCUGGAGUUCAGCCACGACCAGUACAGGGAGCUGCAGCGCUACGCCAAGGAGAUUGGCAUUUUUUUCACAGCCUCGGGCAUGGACGAGAUGGCUGUGGAAUUUCUGCAUGAGCUGGAUGUUCCAUUUUUUAAAGUAGGAUCAGGAGACACAAACAAUUUCCCCUACUUGGAAAAGACAGCAAAAAAAGGUCGUCCAAUGGUGAUUUCUAGUGGGAUGCAGUCAAUGAACACAAUGAAGCAAGUCUACCAGCUGGUGAAGCCCAUCAACCCAAACUUCUGCUUCCUACAGUGCACCAGCGCGUACCCUCUUCAGCCCGAAGACGUCAACCUUCGUGUCAUAGCGGCAUACAGAUCUGCAUUCCCAGAUAUUCCAAUUGGCUAUUCUGGUCAUGAGACUGGGAUAGCCAUUUCUGUUGCAGCAGUUGCUAUGGGGGCCAAAGUAUUGGAGCGUCACAUCACACUGGACAAGACAUGGAAAGGAAGUGACCAUCAAGCAUCUCUGGAGCCAAACGAGUUGGCAGAACUGGUGAAAAGUAUCCGGAUGGUGGAGAAGGCCAUGGGGUCUCCCAGCAAGCAGCUCUUGUCCUGUGAAAUAGCGUGCAAUGAAAAGUUGGGAAAAUCUGUUGUUGCCAAAGUAAGGAUCCCCAAAGGCACCACACUGACCCUGGACAUGCUAACAGUCAAGGUGGCUGAACCCAAAGGAUAUCCCCCAGAAGAUAUCUAUGACUUAAAGGGCAAGAAGGUCAAGAUCAACAUUGAUGAAGAUGAAACUAUCAUUGAAGAUGCAAUUGAAAAUCACGUGAAGAAGGUGAAAUGUUAAAUGCAAGAGUUUCUGUAUGAUUUGCAGAUACCGCCUUGGUAAUAUCACAGAAUUGUGCGUUUGAAGGAUUGAGCGAAGGGUGGAGGGGAUGCAGAUCUCACAGGGGUUCUUGUUUUAGGUGAACAAAACUGCAAGGCCAACACCUCUUAUCAUUUGCACCUGGGAUUCUAAUAGAAACUGGGCAGUAUAGUACAUGUUUAUGAUCUUCAGACUUCUUGCUGAAGUUCCUGGUUAAAGUAUUUCCAGAGGGAGUUUUCCAAAGGGCAAAGUGGAGCUUUCAAGAAGAUAUCUCUGCAGGGGCAAGAUGAGCGGCAAUCAUGAAUGUUGAUUGUAGUGGAGCGUUUUGUAUUUAUGAAGGCCAUUCUGUGCUCUGCUUCCCCCAUUUAGAGAGCCAGCAUGCUGUAGUGGUUAACAGCAGGUGGAUUCUAAUCUGGGGAACCGGGUUUGAUUCCCCACUCCUCCACCUGAGUGGCAGAGGCUUACCUGGUGAACCGGAUGUGUUUCCACAC